AAACGAUCUGUUGCCUGGCCCUUGUCUUCUGUUGUUACAUUUGGUGUCGCUGCCUACCGACAAAUGGAAAGCCUAUGCCCUGCUGUUUUCGAUGGAGACAUAUGGAUCUUCGGGCAGGACUUCAAGGCUUCUGCGCAGUUGAGUGGCGUUCAAGAUCUGUCAGCGAUGGAGCUGCUACUUGGGACGCUGCUGGGAGGUCGGGUGAAAGCAGCAUAUGAAAGUGUGAGCCGAAGUAUGGACGAAUGUUCGACAGGGUCAGGCAAACAGUUUCCAAAGUGGGAAGGACCAUAUAUGGUCACUUCGAGAUGGGGUUACGCAGACACAGUCGCAAUGGCGAACAAUGAGAGGCGCGUGAACGUCAGCGAGCUCCAGAAAUGGAUACAGCGAGACAAGCCAACGAUGACGCCUGCACCAAGUAGAUCAAGCCGACUUCAGUCGCACGUAUUUGACGGGGGGACGAGUGUGGUGAGAGCAGGCUGCUAGCCGAUUGGUUGGCACUAAUCUACGUUAAGGUCUAGGUCACUAAUAUGGGCCGUGAACAAGGCUGAGUCAACAACCAAUCACAGCGAAGUUAACGUGGCAAAAUAUGAUUCGCAGAUAGAGAACUCUGUUUGUCAAGGAAUCCCGAAACAACCAAUCAGAAGCCUGCGUUUGUCUACCUAAAGAACCAAUCAGAUGACUGCGCUUGUCUAUAAUAAUGUUGUCUGAAAUAUGUAUAAAUACGUGUUGAUUUUCAUAAUAAAACGAUCUGUUGCCUGG
Molecule: messenger RNA, 759 nt
Organism: Trichobilharzia regenti
Lineage: Eukaryota; Metazoa; Platyhelminthes; Trematoda; Strigeidida; Schistosomatidae
Source: the annotation of a GenBank genome assembly